AUGAGCAAGGAUAAGCUGAGCAAGCAGGUGCCGGACUGCCCUGGACCUCUGUCCCCGUCCAAAGGCCAGAAACCCAGCAGGAUGCCCAAAUGCUCCCGCUGCAGGAACCACGGCUACGUUUCUCCUCUCAAGGGCCAUAAACGUUUUUGCAGUUGGAGGGACUGCCAGUGUGCCAAAUGCAAACUUAUAGCUGAGAGGCAGAGAGUCAUGGCGGCGCAGGUCGCUCUGAGACGGCAGCAGGCUCAGGAGGAGGAGCUUGGGAUUUGUAGUCCUGUGUCUCUGGCCGGCCCUGAGGUGAUGGUGAAGAAUGAAUCCGGAGCCGACUGCCUGUUCUCUGUAGAUGGGCGAUCCCAGACACCUACCGGCACCCCCACCUCUUCUCUUGCUGUCACAGGGAGUCGCUCCACAUCGUCUGCCAGCCCGUCGGCCAGCGCCAGAGCUCACACUGAUGGACAGUCGGACCUGCUCCUGGAGACUUCCUACUACAACUUAUACCAGCCGUCCCGCUACCCCGCCUACUACAGCAACCUCUACAACUACCAGCAAUACCAGGUGGAUGAUAAUAAUAUAAGGUGGUGUAGAGCUUCCAGACAGGAGAUGGUGCCAGAUAAGAAGACAGGCCCUCUCAGGGAGAUGCCCCACAGUGACGGCCGCCUGUCGGGCCACAACGUGUCCUCUCAGUACCGCAUGCACUCCUACUACCCAGCAGCCACCUACCUCACCCAGGGCCUGGGCUCCACCACCUGUGUGCCACCGCUCUUCACCCUGGAGGACAACAACAAUAGCAACAACAACUGCUCCGAGACUAUGGCGGCAUCGGCUUUCUCACCCAGCAGCAUCUCCGCUGGCCACGACACCAUGAGCUGCCGGUCCAUCAGCUCUCUGGUUAACUCUGAUGCCAAAGCUGAAUGUGAGGUUAGCAACGAGACGCCCAACUUCACCGUCAACUCCAUCAUCGACGGCGAUGCCACCAAAUAA
Messenger RNA from Scomber scombrus (Atlantic mackerel), 978 nucleotides. It is a transcript of the gene dmrt1, whose product is annotated as doublesex and mab-3 related transcription factor 1. Gene Ontology annotation, molecular function: DNA-binding transcription factor activity, RNA polymerase II-specific; RNA polymerase II cis-regulatory region sequence-specific DNA binding. The record is from RefSeq and is a predicted model, not a curated record. Gene Ontology annotation, cellular component: nucleus. Gene Ontology annotation, biological process: sex differentiation; regulation of transcription by RNA polymerase II. Lineage: Eukaryota; Metazoa; Chordata; Actinopteri; Scombriformes; Scombridae.